CUACCAGGGCAAGAGCGGAGCUCGAAACCCGGCAGCCCGAGAGGAAGAAGAUGAACGGGGUCAGGUCAGAGCCUCCGGCCCAGUGGACCUCCAGCCGCCAACAGGGCGCCAGAAGCGGCCUCAGCGGCAGCCGCCAACCCCAAUAGCCGCUCUCGCUGCCCCGGAACUUGGAGGAGGGCGGCCCCAGCCGGGGACCGAGGCUCAGUGCCACCUGCGCGAUCGGCCGCACACCUGAGGGCUGCCCGCCCACGGACGGGACUUUCGGGCUCCGCAAAGCGUCCGUUCCUUCAAAGAAGGAACGGAAAAAUAGAAAGAAAGAACGAAAGAAAUCCAAGAGCGGGCUUCAUUGACCCAUGCCGCUGCCCUAUCUGGCUCCCCAGUUUUAUGAAAGCUGGGCGCUCUGACCCCACUUCCAUAAAACUGGCAGCCACCGAGACCCGGCUCUGAGAAGGCAAAGACUUGGCGAGCUCCACACUGCGCGGGAGGAGGCCGAGGCAGGUUAGAGGCGUGUCCGGGACAUCGGAGGCUCGACGCUGGGGGCUGACGCCGCUACCACCGCCGCCGGCGGCCACCACAGACCCAGCCUCGCAUUUCAAGACUGCGUACCACCAGCCAUCACCAUGUCCACCCCUGAGACCAAUGGGUCCGCCCCCCUCAUCCCGAACAGCCCAGUGACCAUCCCGGCGGUGAUGUUCAUUUUUGGGGUGGUGGGCAACCUGGUGGCCAUCGUGGUUCUAUGCAAAUCGCGCAAGGAGCAGAAGGAGACGACCUUCUACACGCUGGUAUGCGGGCUGGCGGUCACUGACUUGCUGGGCACGUUGCUGGUGAGCCCGGUGACCAUCGCCACGUACAUGAAGGGCCAGUGGCCCGGCGGCCAGGCGCUGUGCGAGUACAGCACCUUCAUCCUGCUCUUCUUCGGCCUGUCGGGCCUCAGCAUCAUCUGUGCCAUGAGCAUCGAGCGCUACCUGGCCAUCAACCACGCCUACUUCUACAGCCACUACGUGGACAAGCGGCUGGCGGGCCUCACGCUCUUCGCCGUCUAUGCGUCCAACGUGCUCUUCUGCGCGCUGCCCAACAUGGGCCUCGGCAGCUCGCGGCUGCAGUACCCCGACACCUGGUGCUUCAUCGACUGGACCACCAACGUGACGGCGCACGCCGCCUUCUCCUACAUGUACGCGGGCUUCAGCUCCUUCCUCAUCCUGGCCACCGUGCUCUGCAACGUGCUGGUGUGCGGCGCGCUGCUCCGCAUGCACCGCCAGUUCAUGCGCCGCACCUCGCUGGGCACCGAGCAGCACCACGCGGUCGCCGCCGCGGCGUUAGCCUUGGCCUCUUGCCGGGGCCACUCGGCCGCCGCCGCCUCCCCUGCCCUGCCGCGCCUCAGUGACUUUCGCCGCCGCCGGAGCUUCCGCCGCAUAGCGGGCGCCGAGAUCCAGAUGGUCAUCUUACUCAUCGCCACCUCCCUGGUGGUGCUCAUCUGCUCCAUCCCGCUGGUGGUCCGAGUGUUCAUCAACCAGUUGUAUCAGCCAAAUUUAGUACGAGAAAUCAGCAAAAAUCCCGAUUUGCAGGCCAUCCGCAUCGCAGCUGUGAACCCCAUCCUGGACCCAUGGAUAUAUAUCCUCCUGCGGAAGACAGUGCUCAGUAAAGCCAUCGAGAAGAUCAAAUGCCUUUUCUGCCGCAUCGGUGGGUCCCGCAGAGACAGUCCGGGACAGCACUGCUCGGACAGCAGGAGGACUUCCUCAGCCGUGUCCGGUCACUCUCGCUCCUUCCUGUCCCGGGAACUUAAGGAGAUCAGCAGCACAUCUCAGACCCUCCUUUACACGCCAGACCUCAGCGAGAACAGCCUCGGAGGCAGAAAUCUGCUUCCAGGCGUGCCUGGCAUGAGCCUGUCCCAAGCAGAUACCACCUCCCUGAGGACUUUGAGAAUAUCAGAGACCUCGGACUCCUCACAGGGGCAGGACUCAGAGAGUGUCUUGCUGGUGGACGAGGUGGGGCGGAGCGGCAGGGCCGGGCCUGCCCCAAAGGGGAGCUCCCUGCAAGUCACCUUUCCCAAUGAAACACUGAACUUAUCAGAAAAAUGUAUAUAGUAGCUAAGGAGAGAAAUACAGCACUGUUUCUGGAAGCUUCAAAUCCUGUGCAAUAGACACAUAAGUGACGUGUUUAGCUGUGCUCAGAAGGGCUAUUUUUGUCCUAUGACUCACGUUAGAGAACAUCUGGGUUUUGAGCACUUUGCAAACGGUCAAGUUGAUUUACAUGGCUCCUGAGGUCUGAAACACAUUGGUUGCCAGCUCUCUGUGACACAGGAUUUCAGUCACAACUUGAUCGCUGGGAAGAUCUACCUUCAGUUUUUCUACUUGACAGGAGGAUGGCAAAAGUUUUGCUAUUUUCGUAAUAUGACGAGCUUUAUAUCUGGCACACAGCAGAAGGCCAGGUAUGGAAGGGCUCUAGUUCCAUAAACUAGGAGGACUCUCUUAUGGAUGAUUUAAGUGUCUCACUAAAGCAUGAAAUGUGAAUUUUAUUGUUGUAAAUAUGAUUUAAUGUAUUUAAAGUGUUUUCUUCUCUGUGAGAAGGUUUAUUGUUAAUACAAGGUAUAAUAAAAUUAUGGUAACCCCUCUCCCAGUAUAACCCAGCUGAAUGAAGUUGCAGAUGUUAGAUUUUUUUUUUUCACAAGUUCAGGCCAAGGUGUUGAAAAUUCACAGUAAAAUUAUCUAUCAAAGGGACAUAGUUUUUUUUAAAGAGUUUAAUACUAUUAAAAGAAUAAAGAAAAAUAGUAUUUAAGGCAUGAAAAUUACAGCCCAACAUACUCAAGUUCUUACCAAACUAUGUGUAAUACAUAGUGAAAAUUUUUUUAGAGAUGGUUACAUGUAUUUAUCCAGAAAACUGUGAUUUCAGGAGAAUCUACCAUGCUGGCAAGUGUUUUCUACUUUUGUCCCCAUGAACUGGUACUUUUUAAAAUGUAACAUAAAUUUUAAAGUCUUUAAUGAAUAACCCAUAGUUGAGUGUACAAUAUAAAAAGUCUAAGCAGCUUGUUUUCCCCCCUGAAAUUGUGCAUAGUUUUACUUUCCUAAGGAAUGAUAUAGAAUAUCCUUUAAAAUUUGAGAAAGACAGAUUGUACCAGAAUGACCUUUACUUUGAGAUGUGAAAGGAUUGUUUACAUUAGCCUUUCACAGAUGUCGUAAGAGUGUGACAAGAUAAGGCGUGCGAAACCUGGGCAUGGAAGGGUCACCUUCUACAGUUUUGUGUCACACCCAGUAAUGCUGUACACAUAUUUGAAGGAAACUUUCUCAAAGAAAUAUUAAGCAUGUUUUGUGCUUAAAGUGUUUUUGUGAAUUGUCUGGUUGUUCAUUAAAUUCUGAGCCUGAUAGUGAUAUGGUUUUAAGAAGCAACUAUACCAACUGAAGUCAUUUUGGAGAUUGUAAUAAAUAAAUGCACUCAAUCUGAGUUCCAUAUCCUCAA
Hipposideros armiger (great roundleaf bat) is the source of this 3453-nucleotide messenger RNA. It is a transcript of the gene PTGER4, whose product is annotated as prostaglandin E receptor 4. The record is from RefSeq and is a predicted model, not a curated record. Lineage: Eukaryota; Metazoa; Chordata; Mammalia; Chiroptera; Hipposideridae. The transcript is spliced from 3 exons. Gene Ontology annotation, molecular function: prostaglandin E receptor activity. Gene Ontology annotation, biological process: negative regulation of inflammatory response; positive regulation of cytosolic calcium ion concentration; cellular response to prostaglandin E stimulus. Gene Ontology annotation, cellular component: plasma membrane. Bases 621 to 2084 code for a protein of 487 amino acids.